AUGGCAGCUCAAAACCACAUGCAUAACCUUACCACUCUCAUCAAACGACUCGAAGCUGCAACCUCACGCCUCGAGGAUAUCGCCUCGUCAACCGAACUUCCCAAAGAUGUCCCCGGUCUUGGGCAGCCUGCGACUCCUUUGUCGGACACAGCUGUAGCACCAACUCCGCCGCCCGUUCAGAAAGAGGAGCCUCAGGAGGCGCUCCCCGAAUCUAUAGAGGAUUUCGAUGCCUUUCUAAACACGAGCGUUGACAAGUAUGUCAAGCUCAGCAAUCAACUCGGAGGGGUUGUCGCCCAGCAGGCCUCUGAGGUCCUCAAGGGGUUCCAGGAACAGCGCAAGUUCUUGCUCAUCGCCACCAAGGCGACAAAGCCGGCUACUUCAGGAACUAGCCUGGUCGUCUACCAGAACUUGCUCAAGCCCAUCACCGAUGCGCUCAUGGCCGCAACUGAGCUUAAGGAAUCCAACCGACCCGAUCCGAUGUAUAGCAACUUGAGCGCUGUUGCAGAUGGCAUCAUGGUUUUGGGCUGGGUGACUAUUGAUCACCGGCCAUUCAACCACGUCGAAGAGUCUCUGAGCGCUGCGCAAUUUUUUGGAAACAGAGUUCUAAAGGAGCAAAAGGACAACGAUCCCAAGCAGGUUGAAUGGGUGCAGUCUUUCUAUCAGAUCUUCCAUGACCUCGGAGACUACAUUAAGCAGCACCACGCUUCCGGCGUCACAUGGAAUCCAAGAGGAGAGCCGGCCGAUGAGGUUGCCAAGUCGUUGGAUUCUAGUAAACCAGCCCAGCAGCCGCCUGUGACCAGCGCUCCCUCUACUGGCGGAGCUCCGCCACCACCCCCUCCUCCUCCUCCGCCUGGCCCGGCCCCUAUACUAGAUAUACAAGUUCAACCAGCAGGUCCCUCUCCUGCAGCGCCUGCUGGAGGAUUCGGUGCGGUUUUCUCCGAGCUCAACAGAGGUGAAGAUGUGACGAAAGGCCUGCGUAAGGUAGACAGGUCGGAGAUGACGCACAAGAACCCAUCUCUUCGUGCAGGAUCUACAGUCUCAGAUGCUCCCCGAUCCAAGAGCCCCGUUCCGGGCAAGAAGCCCAAGCCUGAGAGCAUGAGAGUCAAAAAGCCAUCUAGAAAGGUCCUCGAGGCUAACAAGUGGACUAUUGAGAACUUUGAAAAGGAGCCUCAGCCAGUGGAGAUUGAGGCAUCUCUCACCCACUCCGUACUGAUCAGCAGAUGCAACAACACCACCAUCGUUAUCAAGGGCAAGGCAAACCAAGUCACGGUUGAAAACUCCACUCGGCUAUCUCUCGUUGUUGACACGCUGGUCUCCACCGUGGACGUAGUCAAGGCAAACAACUUUGCAGUCCAAGUUCUUGGCACAGUGCCCACCGUUAUGCUGGACCAGGUUGAUAGCGCACAGGUCUAUCUUAGCAAGGAGAGCUUAGCCACGAAGCUGUUCACAAGCAAGAGCAGUGGUAUCAACUUGAAUAUCAUAUCUGGACCGGAUGACGACUACAAGGAAUUGCCCCUACCUUCGCAGAUUUGCUCCUACUACAGCGAAGAAAAGGGUGAUCUGGUUAACGAGAUUGUGGCUCAUGCUGGCUGA
This is a messenger RNA of Trichoderma breve, 1593 nucleotides long. RefSeq lists its product as uncharacterized. The transcript is spliced from 5 exons. Gene Ontology annotation, cellular component: cytoplasm. The record is from RefSeq and is a predicted model, not a curated record. Bases 1 to 1593 code for a protein of 530 amino acids. Gene Ontology annotation, molecular function: adenylate cyclase binding; actin binding. NCBI's taxonomy places the organism in Eukaryota, Fungi, Ascomycota, Sordariomycetes, Hypocreales, Hypocreaceae. Gene Ontology annotation, biological process: regulation of adenylate cyclase activity; cytoskeleton organization.